Scylla paramamosain (green mud crab) is the source of this 3125-nucleotide messenger RNA. RefSeq names its product serine proteinase stubble-like. NCBI's taxonomy places the organism in Eukaryota, Metazoa, Arthropoda, Malacostraca, Decapoda, Portunidae. The record is from RefSeq and is a predicted model, not a curated record. The transcript has 20 exons. Bases 1 to 978 code for a protein of 325 amino acids.
AUGGGAUCUGCCACCCCGAGUGCGGCUGGGGUGGCGGAUCUUCAGGUGAUCCUUAUUUCCUAUGAAUUCAACACCAGGAAGUUUUCAAUGGUCAUCACCAGACGCAGCGUCCUACCACAGCUUCAACAGCAGGCAGCACUCGGACACUGCCGACAACUAGUCCCCUUAGUGUGUGUGCUGGGAGGACCUGAGCCACCUCCACCCCACCCUGCCCUGACACACUGGAUCCCCACCAAACCUCUCCCUGCCCCUCCCUGUGGGGGAGGAGGAGGUCUGCGCCCCGCCCGCCCCGGCCCAAUCACCUUCAGGCUUGGGGCAAAGGGUGCGCUGCGGCUGCCCCGCCCUGACCUGAAGGGCUUCCUGCCACAGGAGGAGGAGGAGGAGGAGGAAGAGGCGCGGGUGCCCCCCCGGGGGACACGACAGCGGCUACGACGAGCCCUCCGUCCUGCACCCCCCGGCCCCCGAGCCCCGCCCCACCCACCAUCAGCCACACCAGUCCCUACCACAGCCUCUGUCCCCCGCCCCACACCAGGAGCGACUCAGAGCUGCCCUCCGCUGCGCCCCCUGCUCCCCCUAAAGCAGCAGCAGCAGCAGCAACAGCCACAGCAGGUGUACAGCUGGCCCUACCCUCCACAACCACAGCAGUUCCAGUACCCUUAUGAUGCAGCUGAGGGGACUGACACUGCCACCACCACCACCACCACUGCCACCACCGCCACAACAAGGGUUAUUCAGGUGUUGCCCCAAUAUGCUUCAACCCCACAGCCCCACUCCCCCAUGACAGUGCAGGCAGGGAAUGUCAUACAGGCUACCACCACCAUGACCACCAUGACCACCACCACCACCAUGACCACCGCCACCACCACCACCACCACCACCACCACCACCACCACCACCACCACCACCACCACCACCACCACCACCACAGCACUCAGCGUGGCACAGAAGGAACAGAGCCAGGCGGAAAACAAGGACUAAGAUCCACUGCCACUUCCAAAUAAGAGGUGAACCAGGCCAACACAAGACAGAUGGGAUGCAAGAACACUGUUGACACAUCAAUACUUCAUACAAGGCAAUAAAGCGGCUACCACCACCAUGACCACCAUGACCACCACCACCACCAUGACCACCGCCACCACCACCACCACCACCACCACCACCACCACCACCACCACCACCACCACCACCACCACCACCACCACCACCACCACCACAGCACUCAGCGUGGCACAGAAGGAACAGAGCCAGGCGGAAAACAAGGACUAAGAUCCACUGCCACUUCCAAAUAAGGCUACCACCACCAUGACCACCAUGACCACCACCACCACCAUGACCACCGCCACCACCACCACCACCACCACCACCACCACCACCACCACCACCACCACCACAGCACUCAGCGUGGCACAGAAGGAACAGAGCCAGGCGGAAAACAAGGACUAAGAUCCACUGCCACUUCCAAAUAAGAGGUGAACCAGGCCAACACAAGACAGAUGGGAUGCAAGAACACUGUUGACACAUCAAUACUUCAUACAAGGCAAUAAAGCGGCUACCACCACCAUGACCACCAUGACCACCACCACCACCAUGACCACCGCCACCACCACCACCACCACCACCACCACCACCACCACCACCACCACCACCACCACCACCACCACCACCACCACCACCACCACAGCACUCAGCGUGGCACAGAAGGAACAGAGCCAGGCGGAAAACAAGGACUAAGAUCCACUGCCACUUCCAAAUAAGAGGUGAACCAGGCCAACACAAGACAGAUGGGAUGCAAGAACACUGUUGACACAUCAAUACUUCAUACAAGGCAAUAAAGCGGCUACCACCACCAUGACCACCAUGACCACCACCACCACCAUGACCACCGCCACCACCACCACCACCACCACCACCACCACCACCACCACCACCACCACAGCACUCAGCGUGGCACAGAAGGAACAGAGCCAGGCGGAAAACAAGGACUAAGAUCCACUGCCACUUCCAAAUAAGGCUACCACCACCAUGACCACCAUGACCACCACCACCACCAUGACCACCGCCACCACCACCACCACCACCACCACCACCACCACCACCACCACCACCACCACAGCACUCAGCGUGGCACAGAAGGAACAGAGCCAGGCGGAAAACAAGGACUAAGAUCCACUGCCACUUCCAAAUAAGAGGUGAACCAGGCCAACACAAGACAGAUGGGAUGCAAGAACACUGUUGACACAUCAAUACUUCAUACAAGGCAAUAAAGCGGCUACCACCACCAUGACCACCAUGACCACCACCACCACCAUGACCACCGCCACCACCACCACCACCACCACCACCACCACCACCACCACCACCACCACCACCACCACCACCACCACCACAGCACUCAGCGUGGCACAGAAGGAACAGAGCCAGGCGGAAAACAAGGACUAAGAUCCACUGCCACUUCCAAAUAAGAGGUGAACCAGGCCAACACAAGACAGAUGGGAUGCAAGAACACUGUUGACACAUCAAUACUUCAUACAAGGCAAUAAAGCGGCUACCACCACCAUGACCACCAUGACCACCACCACCACCAUGACCACCGCCACCACCACCACCACCACCACCACCACCACCACCACCACCACCACCACCACAGCACUCAGCGUGGCACAGAAGGAACAGAGCCAGGCGGAAAACAAGGACUAAGAUCCACUGCCACUUCCAAAUAAGAGGUGAACCAGGCCAACACAAGACAGAUGGGAUGCAAGAACACUGUUGACACAUCAAUACUUCAUACAAGGCAAUAAAGCGGCUACCACCACCAUGACCACCAUGACCACCACCACCACCAUGACCACCGCCACCACCACCACCACCACCACCACCACCACCACCACCACCACCACCACCACCACCACCACCACCACCACCACCACCACCACAGCACUCAGCGUGGCACAGAAGGAACAGAGCCAGGCGGAAAACAAGGACUAAGAUCCACUGCCACUUCCAAAUAAGAGGUGAACCAGGCCAACACAAGACAGAUGGGAUGCAAGAACACUGUUGACACAUCAAUACUUCAUACAAGGCAAUAAAGCGGUAUGUAUCAUCAUGCUUUAGUGUAUGAGAGCAUU